Molecule: messenger RNA, 515 nt
Organism: Aspergillus alliaceus
Lineage: Eukaryota; Fungi; Ascomycota; Eurotiomycetes; Eurotiales; Aspergillaceae
Exons: 3
Coding region: 118-381 (87 amino acids)
Source: RefSeq, a predicted model, not a curated record
CUUCAACCGUAGAAGUGAUACAUAUAAAGGUACCCUUGUACUGUCUUUUAGAAAUAGCCUAAUUUUUGUUAUUUCUCCAACCAUAUCGUCAAUCCGAUCGGGCCACAAUCCACCACCAUGAAACUCGAAUCCAUUACCGCGUUCCUUCUCUCCGCCGCUAUGGCAGGUGCGGUACACCACCAAUACACCUCACUACGAACGACCUCAAAAGGAGGCCAUAAGAUCCCUGCGCUGGACACGAAGCAAAGUGGUCUUGCACUUGGAGUUGGUGCGGAUCGUUGUUACACGUGUUCAUCACCUUGUUCGCAUGCAGUAUGCUGUCAUGGACGGUUUCCGCAGUGCUGCUCGGACGGAAUGUAUUGUUAUUGCUGUGAGGAUUAGCUUACAGGAGAUUCAAGCAGAAGUAAUAUCAUAUUGGCUAUUAGAAGAUAAAGGAUUAGCUUAAGUUACACAUGGAUAUGAUAUCAUCCGGGAUGAACGGUUUUAAAAUGUCGAUUAAUGCGGACAACGGAAUC